Seriola dumerili (greater amberjack) is the source of this 1861-nucleotide messenger RNA. It is a transcript of the gene sike1, whose product is annotated as suppressor of IKBKE 1. Bases 279 to 929 code for a protein of 216 amino acids. NCBI's taxonomy places the organism in Eukaryota, Metazoa, Chordata, Actinopteri, Carangiformes, Carangidae. The transcript has 5 exons. The record is from RefSeq and is a predicted model, not a curated record.
AAGUGACGUUAUCGUUCAGUCUCACGAAAACGAUAGACUUGACAACAAAAUAGAGUGUUUGGUUUUUCAUUUGAAUGUACUCCUCUUAUGUUUUCUACAGACAGAUAUUUCCGAAGGCCCACAAUAGUACGCACAUGUUGCUUUAAGGGCAUUGGAGCUGCCUCGGCUAGCUAAGGCUAGACAGUCAACGUAAGCUAACAUUGCGUAGUGUUUUCACCUCGCUGGUAGAGAGAAGUAGCUUGUUUACGUUACACACAGGAGUUGGCAGUCUCCGGUAAAUGGCCUGCACUUUAGAGAAAGUGUUGGGCGAUGCUCGGACCCUUCUUGAGAGGCUGAAAGAGCACGACACGGCCGCCGAGGGACUGAUUGAACAGUCCGGGGCCCUCAGCCAGAGAGUGCAGAGCAUGAGAGAGGUGGGAAAUGCCCUUCCAGACAAGCACAUAGAAGAUACUUCAGAGAUUCAGGAGCUGACCAAAUACAAGCCUCAUGUCCUUCUGACUCAGGAAAACACUCAAAUCAAGGAACUACAGCAGGAGAACAAAGAGCUAUGGUUGUCUCUUGAAGAACACCAGUAUGCGCUGGAGCUGAUCAUGGGUCGAUACCGCAAGCAGAUGCUUCAGCUAAUGAUGGCAAAGAAGGAGCUGGACACCAAACCUGUGCUCAGCCUCCAUGAGGACCAUGCAAAAGAAGUGCAGAGCCAGGUGGAGCGGAUAUGCGAGAUGGGCCAGGUGAUGAGGAGAGCAGUGCAGGUGGAUGAUCAGCACUACUGCUCUAUUCGAGAGAGGCUCGCUCAGCUAGAGAUUGAGAACAAAGAGCUGCGAGACCUCCUGGUCAUCAGCAAGAGCUCUGUGAAGACAGCGAGAGAAGAAACCGAUCAGCCAGCAACAGUAGCACAAGAACAGUCCCCUCAGCCAGGGUCCGACGAGUGAACAGAGCAGCUUCAGUGUGAACUGUGAAUGGGGAAUCAAGUCCUUCAGGACCAGGAGACAGGGUUGAUGAUCUCUUCACCUGUGUUCACCCAAUUAUUUUUUCUACAUAAGAUGGAAUGCAGUCAGACCACAGCAUCUUUUUUUUUUUUUUGUAGUGAAGGCCACUUUAACACAAUAUUUUGGCUAUCAGUAGCAUUUACCUGUGGGUGUAUCUGGAUGGUAGCUGUUGUAAGCUUUCAUAUGUACAGCAUACGUAUGUUCACACACACACGUACUGGAGUAAAUGCAGUAAAAGCAAAGGGGAUUAAUUUUGUUUUGGCCAAAGAUGCAUUUACUCAUCAAGGACACAGUUUCUACCUCUUUGUUGCCCCUUUGCUGUUCACUCACACUCACAAUGUGUAAAAUGCUCAUGACCCCCACCCCGCACCCCCCACACCCCACACCCCCAACUAUGAGUUCACUCAAAAUCAUAUUAAGAAGCCAACUCGUAGGUUGCACCAUUUUAAGAAGCUGUGCUUGAUAAUCACUCUGCCAACAUGAUGACUUAUGGCUGUUUCACACAGUUUGCCUGCUGAGGGAGUGACGGUGGAUCAUUUAUAUGUGGUUGUCUCAUUUUAUGAAUUUGAUACGUUUGUCAGUCUGUUUGUAGAAUUCAUAUAUAACAUGACUUCCAUGUUUAGUACUUUGAUUCUAGUUGUCAGAUUUGGAUGUAAUCAAAUGUUCCAGCUGUUGUUAUUUAAUGGUAACAAUUUCAAAAUAUGCCAACUUUUUGUGUAAUGGAUAUCAAAUGUUUGCACACUGUAUGUUCCCAGAAAUUGUAUAUUGUCAUCUCAGGAAAUUGGUGUUAAUAAGGUGAACAUGCUGUAUUGACUUCAUGACAGUGUAUUGAUUUGUGUCAAACAAAAUUUCAUUCAGAAACUUUAAAAUAAAUU